Molecule: messenger RNA, 1515 nt
Organism: Funneliformis caledonium
Lineage: Eukaryota; Fungi; Glomeromycota; Glomeromycetes; Glomerales; Glomeraceae
Source: the annotation of a GenBank genome assembly
AUGGCUGAAUCUGAAUUUGAAAACAACUUUGAUGAUCUUUUGCACAGGCCCUCAAGCAAUACCAUAUCUGAAACUUUAAGUGAAAUGGAUGUUUCCAAUCCAUUUCAUGAUGUUGUAUCACCUUUAGUUGCAGCAGAAGAAACUUCUGACACCGAAGUGAACGAUCCUAGCAUUUUAAAUAGUCAGGUUAAUCAUAAAAAUAGUUUAAAAAAUUCUGCAAUAUUUUCUUCGAGGCUUGAUGAAAGGGAAUUCGAAGAUGUAGAUGUGUCUUCCGUAAAAGGAAUUGAUGUUACUUCGUCAGUUUCUACUGAAAGUAAUAUUCAUGAAAGUAGUAGUGGUGAAGACUCUCUUGAAGACGAAACUACUAUUGCAAGAUCUCGCAAUGAUCGAAGACUUGCAAAUUUGGGUUAUAAUUCAAUCCAGUCUGAUCUGCAAAACAGCUCAAUGCCAAACUUUGAUAUCACAGUUGAAGAUCCUCAAAAGAUUGGUGACGCUAUCAGUGCGCACAUCAUUUAUAAAGUCAGAACCCGAACUACGUCUUCGGCUUUUAGAAAUCAAGACUUUACUGUAUUAAGACGAUAUCGCGAUUUCUUAUGGCUUUAUAAUCAGUUAACUUUCGGUAAUCCCGGAGUCAUUGUCCCUCCCGUGCCAGGAAAACAUGCCAUUGGUCGUUUUCAAGAUGAAUUUGUGGAAAAUCGACGUCAAGCUCUUGAAAAAUGUUUGAAAAAAAUCACUUCUCAUCCUAUAUUAUAUCGUGAUCCGGAUCUAAAGUUGUUUUUGGAGUCUGACACGUUCACUAUUGAUGUUAAACGAAAAAAUCAAGACGAAUCCAAGGGCGUGUUAAAGUCAUUAGGUGAAGCAGUGUCAAAUGCGACAACUUUUAACAAAUUUACAGAAACAGAUGAAUGGUUUGAAGGUCGAAGGAAUCAAUUAGACAUUCUGGAAUCACAGUUGAAAACAUUGCUUAAAUCAGUCGAAUCCAUGGUAAAACAACGUAAAGAUUUGGGUGGUGCAACAGUUGAAUUUGGGGAUAGCUUAUUAUCAUUGGCCGAUGCUGAACUCAACAUCAACAAAUCUUUGGCCAAUAAUUUAACGAUUUUAGGAACUAUACAACAAAAAAUCAGAGAAUUGCACGAGAAACAGGACGUGAUAACAUUAGAAAAUACUAUAGAAGAGUACAUUCGCAUAAUUGCAUCCAUUAAAGUUGCGUUUAAUUCACGUGCCAAAGUUCAUCAGACAUGGCAAAAUUCCAUUUCUGAUUUGCAAAAGAAAAAGGCCUAUUAUGAAAGAUCAAAAGCACAAGGAAGAUUCAGUCAAGAAAAGCUUUCAAAUAUGUUGACUCAAAUUGUUGAUUCCGAAUAUAAAGUAGAUGAAUAUAAACAAGAGUUCGAGGAUGUUUCUAACCUUAUCAAAGCUGAAUUGGAUCGAUUUGAUAAGGAAAAGGUUAUUAAUCUAUGGGAAACUUAUUUCCAACAAAUAGAGAAUUCCAAUUUGGAAGAUAGUACUGCAACAUAA